Molecule: messenger RNA, 2537 nt
Organism: Trifolium pratense (red clover)
Lineage: Eukaryota; Viridiplantae; Streptophyta; Magnoliopsida; Fabales; Fabaceae
Product: translation initiation factor eIF-2B subunit delta-like
Exons: 7
Coding region: 415-2304 (629 amino acids)
Source: RefSeq, a predicted model, not a curated record
GUAUUUCGUACUAUCCUAUCCAUUUCACAUGAAAACAUAACAUGACAAAAAGUUCUGAAAAAGUCACCUUAAUUUACUCUCUCUCUCAAAAAAAACUAAAAAACAAUAACAACGGUUGAUGAAAAUAAGCGUUACAGAAGAAACAUGUGAAUAUAAUUGAAAGAGUUUAGAACAAGACCCAAGUUGAACUAACCGACAAAAUUUUCCAUUUCUUUUCUUUCAUCAUUUUCUCUUCCAUACAAAGUUUCACAUUUUCUCUCAACAAAAUUUUCCCGAGAAAACAAAAGAAAAGAAAAUUAAACCCUCACUUUUUUCCUUUCAUUUCUUCAUUUCACAAAAUAAAAACAUUCUCCUUCGUAAACAUGCUCAACACUGAAAUUUAAACCCUAACUUUUUCUUUUUCACCUCACUAUUAUGGAUGCGCGUCGAGCUCCACGCGCCGUCAUUGACCCUAUAGUUCGCAAGGUCGGGUUCUUCACUCCACCCGACCCUAUUCCGUUCGAAUUUUCCCCCUCCGCCAAUUCUCUCUCUCCUGUCAUGAUCCCUCCGCCGCGUCAUUCAUCGGAAAAUCACGACAUUAAUUCUCGUCCUUCCGUUACUUCUCCUUCCGGCGAUGAAACAAUUGCGGUCUCCGGUAGCUGUAAUAGUAUCUUAUCGGAGUUGUUUCCUGCUCCGAUGUUGCCGGCACAGUCUCCGAAGAUUGGAAAUGGAGAUGGAGGUGGAAUUGUGGCUUCUUCGUUUCCGAGAGGUGGAUUUGACUUGACGGUGGUGAAAGCUAGUGGUGGAGUUCCGGUGUGUAAAUUGACUACGGUUUCUGUAGUCAAUGCUGAUUCGUUUGCUAUUGAUGAAAGAGAGAAACCAAACAAAGGAGGAGGAUCCACAAUGGAGGGGAAAGACCAAGCUAUGAAUUCAAAACAGAAGAAAGAUAAGUCUUCAAAAGCUGAAAGACGCGCCCUUCAAGAAGCUCAGCGAGCUGCAAAGGCUGCUGCAAAAGCUGAAGGAAAUAAGGCAUCUGGAACUGCGACUUCAGUGAAUGUAAAAUCAGCUAAAGCUGUGAAGGCCCCACAAAAAGUUGAUAAUACUUCAGUUGGAGCUUCUGAGAAGAAGGGAGGUGAUCGUCCAUCUGAAAAGGAUAGGAAAAAAGAUGUUCCUCACCCACGCAUGCAAUAUGAUGAUAAGAGCAGAGUGGAGAAAGCUAAACGUCGUGCUGUGGUAAACCAAACUGAAGCCAGGAACAGAGUUGAACUAUUCAGACAUUUGCCACAAUACGAACAUGGGAGUCAGCUUCCUGAUCUUGAGGCAAAGUUUUUCCAGCUUGAUCCUGUACAUCCUUCAGUUUAUAAGGUGGGUUUGCAGUAUCUGUCUGGAGAUAUAUCUGGUGGAAAUGCUCGUUGUAUUGCUAUGCUUCAAGCAUUCCAGGAUGCCAUCAGAGACUACACAGUUCCAUCUGAGAAGACUCUAGUGAGAGACUUGACAGCAAAAAUAAGUAGCUAUGUUUCAUUCCUUAUUGAGUGCCGACCUCUUUCAAUCAGUAUGGGAAAUGCAAUUAGAUUUCUCAAAAGUCAAAUUGCAAAGCUACCUCUGACACUGUCUGAGUCAGAAUCAAAAUCUUCUCUUCAAUCAGAUAUUGAGAAUUUUAUAUAUGAGAAGAUUAUACUUGCUGACAAGGCGAUAGUAGAGCAUGCUGUCACAAAAAUAAGAGAUGGCGAUGUUCUUCUUACUUAUGGGUCAUCAUCAGCAGUUGAAAUGAUACUGUUACAUGCAUAUGAGUUAGGGAAACAGUUCCGAGUUGUAGUAGUAGACUCUCGUCCAAGGCUUAGAGGGAAACUUUUGCUUCGUAGACUAGUGGAGAAAGGUCUCAGUUGUACAUACACUCAUAUCAAUGCUGUUUCCUACAUAAUGCAAGAAGUUACCCGAGUUUUUUUGGGUGCUUCUUCGGUGUUGUCUAAUGGAACAGUUUAUUCGGGAGUUGGGACUGCAUGUGUUGCAAUGGUUGCUCAUUCUUUCCAUGUCCCUGUUAUAGUUUGUUGUGAAGCUUUUAAAUUUCAUGAAAGGGUUCAGCUUGAUUCAAUAUGCUCAAAUGAACUUGGUGAUCCAGAUGCCAUUUCAAAGGUUUCGGGUAGAGAGGAUGUUAACGACUUAGAUGCUUGGGCCAAUACUGAAAAUCUGCAACUUCUGAAUCUGAUCUAUGAUGCAACGCCUUCAGAUUAUGUUUCAAUGAUUGUUACAGAUUAUGGCAUGAUCCCCCCAACAAGUGUUCCUGUAGUUGUAAGGAAAUAUAGCAGAGAACAGGUGUGGAUAUAAACUCUGCAAACGUGGAUCGUCUCAAUUUUGUGUUCAUGAGAAAUCCCUGUUUAGAAACCCGGCAGCAAUAAAAUCUGUGAAUGUUGUUGUGAUGCCUUUUUGUUAUCUCUGAAUAAUGUAAUGUAAUAGGUGGACCGCUUUGUACUUCUUGAAUUUUGGGAUAUUUGUCUGUAUUUUCCUGUCACAGUGAAGAGUGCGGAUCGUCGCCUCUCCAGGCAGAUUUUGGCCAUGCA